Messenger RNA from Amphimedon queenslandica, 5965 nucleotides. Its product is annotated as rho GTPase-activating protein 35-like. Lineage: Eukaryota; Metazoa; Porifera; Demospongiae; Haplosclerida; Niphatidae. The coding region runs from base 381 to 5846 and encodes 1821 amino acids. The transcript is spliced from 28 exons. Gene Ontology annotation, biological process: regulation of cell size; Rho protein signal transduction; regulation of axonogenesis. Gene Ontology annotation, molecular function: GTPase activator activity. Gene Ontology annotation, cellular component: cytosol. The record is from RefSeq and is a predicted model, not a curated record.
AGUUAUUGAUUAAGAUUCCCCCUCUAGCAGCUACAUACAGUGGAGUGUGUGCUGUGCUCUACUGUUGCCUGUUUCUGCAACAUAGUAACAACUGAGCAGCCUCGUUUUACUUUUUUCUUAAUACGGAGAGGUCCUUCAAACUACUGGAGCUUCGCGUCUUCUUUGUUAGCUAGACAGCCCCUAGUUGCGCCCAGAAAGGGAGGGUGCCCUGAUUCACUCUCUUCCCAAUCCCUCUUCUUCUCUCUCUCUCUCGUACACACAAGCCUGUGUGGGAGGAAAAGUGGCGUGCUCUGUUUUGUCUGGACAAGAGCUACAGCUACUUAGUCUCUCAAACUGCCUGUUCCUUUCACUCUCUUAUACUAGAGCAUUAUUAACAAGUGAUGGCUGCUGCAGGGAGAGCUGGUGGUCGCUCCACUAGUCUAACAGUCGCUGUUGUUGGUGUGACUAGUUCCUCGUUUCUCGGUGAGACUGAUCAAGGGGAAGGAGCUGGAAAGUCAUGUCUUUGCAAUCGUUUCAUUUGGCCUCACUCCGAUCAGUAUUACGAUAAUCAUCCCUACAUUGUCAAUCACAGUGAGUAUGGCAACAGCAUCAUUAAUAGUACCCAUUUCCUUUACUGGGGGGAGAAGCUGACCACCCUUGAGGAUGCAUCAGAAGUUAGCUUUAAAGUCAUAGAGCAUACAGAAUUCGUCGAAGACAUGUCCUUAAAGCCUUUUCCUUCUCAGAAGGCCUACCACAAAAGGAUAGCUGUUACUAAACUCCAGUCAAGUGGAAAGUUACAAUAUGUAGCUCCUAACCAGUUAACAUUACCCGAAGAGUACACCAGUGUCUCAAGGUUUCCUGAUAGAAAUGUACAAGUUGAUGCUUUCAUACUUUGCAUUGACUCAUCUGCUCCCUUUGAUCCAAAGGACAUACGCUAUAAAAUAGCCGAGAAACUCAUCACUAGCAUACAUUCUACAAAGAAGCCACUUGUAGUUGCUCUUACAAAAUGCGAUGCCUCCACUCAGGCCGACAUCCACUCCAUAACAGAGUCUCUCUCGAAGCUAAAGAAGGUUCCUCAAGUCGUCGAGGUCUCUUCCCACGAAGGCGUAAACGUUGACCUUUGCUUCCACUCUCUUGUUCACCUCAUAGACUCUCGUAAGCCAAAGACACGUCUCCUCUCAUUUGAAGAGUCCUACUCCCAAGUGAAGCAAAGGACCAAACAAAGCGAGACUGAUUUCAAGGAAAUGCUCUUGUCAAAGCUAACCGACUUUACUACCCCUCACCGCCAAGCUUACGAGAUUGCUAAGGCUGAACCAGAGUAUCAUCCUGUGGCCCGUUUCAAAGGCGAGUCACGCUGUAAGAGGCUCAUUGAUUUAAGACUAACGGAACUACUGGAGAAACAGAUAGACAAGCAGUCAGAGAUAUUCCUAGAGAUGCUUCCACAAGCUUUUAGUGUGUUGCUUCCUUCUGUGUCUCUCACUGACACGUAUGAGAUGUGUGUGGAGCUAAUCAAGCAGCACUCUGAGUACCUGGAGUAUUUUAUAGAGGUCAAGGGAGAUUGGAGAGAAGACAAUGAAUUCUUGUUCUCCUUUCCAACUAAAAUACCCACCAGCAUUAUAGAGAAAGAAGGUAAAGAGUGUCUGGAAGGAUACAUCAGUAGACUCCAGUUGGAGGAGAAGAAGACUCUGGCACAGAUAAAGAUUAAAGAAGCACUUGAAUCAUGCGAAGACCUUCAGCCAGGUUUAAAGGCAAUGGUUGCAAUGGAUAAGCUAGGUCUGAGAGAGUCAGCCGAGCUCCUUUCUGCCGACCUAUUACAAAACAUAUACCACGAGAGAAUGACAGUUGUAGAGCAACAGUGUUCUGUAGAUAUACAUGAGCUCCUACUGGAGAGACUCGACCUCUUUCAUGACUAUACACCAGGAGCUAAGGAACUGAUUGAUAAACUACAAGAUGAGCCUAGAAUGAAGAAGAUGGAGAGUGCCCCUGUUAAAAGAGAUGGUAUCAUUAUAAAGCACAUCAGUAAUCUUGAAGUACUGCGUCACGGUCCCUACUACACUCCUGACAUUGUGUCUAGUUUAGCUAGUGCCUCAUCAAGUAUUGAUUCUUAUAAGUCUAAUCGUGACAAUAACUGGUGGUUAGAUGAAAGAGAAGAUGGCGAACCAUUCGGCUUGGCAAUCAUUGCAAUGGCAUCAGAUGAAGCAAUCACUCUAAGAAGUGACAUAAUGAAUUCUUGCGGUGGCUCUGAUUUGUAUGAAGCAGAACGCAAGUCGUACAAACUGGAUAUGAUGUGCUUUAGUGGGGCACUCAACUCAUUUUCAACCGGCGAAUUCAUUCCUCAAGGUGCUGUUUUUGUUGUAACGUCCAUUGAGAGUUUGGACUGGCUCAAGACAUUGUGUUCUACCCAUUUAGUUUCCUCCUCGUCCUCUCUAGCCAAAUAUCGUAGUCUACCCUGUGUAAUACUAGUAGUUGAUGUUGAGUCCUUUGAUGGAAAUAGUAGCAGUGACCUCUACAAUCAAGCUAAGAGUCUAGCCAACUCACUUCAGUGUGUUAUAGUUGUUACAAGACCCUCUUCACUCCCAGGGAGACUGAUAACUCAAGAGCCGACAGACCAUCUCCUUUCCUCUCUCUUUGACUCUGUCUCGCUCACCACUCGAUUCAUCAAGGAAGGGCCUAAGCUUGAGGAAGAUGGACUCAAUUUUUGUCUGUUCUCCCUCCCAGGUGAUCCUAUUGAUAUCCCUGGUCUCACUGAUAGUCUCUAUACUCAGCAGCAGCUCUCACAUUAUGAUAGCUCAAAGAAGUUGCUGUACAUGAAGAUUGCACUAGAGAAGCAACACAGGAUAGCCACCAUGUCACUAAGCUCCACCAUCAAUUCAAAAGACUUUCGUUCCCAUCCUCUUCUUGGUUUUAUUAUUCUUUAUUCAGCUCAGAGGAAAGCCUCAUUAGCUGCAGUGAAGUGGCUUCUCCCUAGGCUAUCUGAUAUUCCUAUUUUACUCAUUGCCAUGACAACAGACGAGCAAGCCCCAUUAGUCGAGGAAGGUGAAAAGUUGUCAAAAGACUCGAAGAAAAUGAAAUUUGUUGUCUGUCAGAAUAUACUGGAGAUUGGUUAUAUCUCAGAGUUUGUCUCAAACUGUUUCUUCAGUCGAUUUACAACAUGGAAGAGCCAAUCACUUCCUGAUGAGGUGGUUCAAAGGUUGUGCAAGCGUAAAGGCCGCCAGCUACCACAGGCUCAGCCAAUCAACAGGUCAUCCCACAGCUCCUCAACACUACCACACAACUUAUCCAGACACUCCAUUGCUGUCACUGGAGAUGAGAUAAGAACAUUUGAUCGUCAGUCCUUUAAAUCCCCAGCAAGAGCUCCUUUAAAUAAUCAUUUAUCUCGGAAUUUUUCCAUGGAAGAAGAAGAAGACCCAAUGUAUACCUCACCUGCCGACAUUAAGAUGCCCUUCAGCCCUUCUCAUGCAGCAGGACUGCCCUCUUCUACCUCCAGAUCUCAUCAUCUUUCGACAGUUUUCACCACUCCAGAGAGAAAGAUCUCUAAUCCAGAGGCUCCGUUAUCACGUACUGCUCCUAUGGCCCAGUUCAAUAGCUUACCUAGGAACCCACACCAUCAGUUACCAGAUUAUGUCGUUGUCCCUGACAGUGAGGCUCUCAAUAAGUUGGACACUCUCAAGAGACAGUUUAAAGGUACGAGUGGAAGAGAGUCACCGCUUGGAGGGAAAGGGUUAAAGGAAGGGAGCAGUGACUCGCUCGUCGAUGAGUGUCUCUACGCUGAUCCUCGUGAGACUAGCCCCGCCCAUAGCCCCGCCCCCUCACCAGCUAAGAAACACUCUCAAUCGUCUCUUGCUUCUUCCUUCACUCAAGCUCCCCCUCCUCCGAUACCCCCCAGGGAGAAACUCUACGAUCACUUGACCCCACGAAGCAAGAGAAGGCUUCAAGAGAAAGGUAUCGAUAUAUCCGAAGCUCAUUUAUUAGCAGGGCCUGAGUCUCUUUAUUCGUUUGCUGAGGGUCCACCAAUCGAAGGAAGAACAUCUCCUGUUCUUGACGUGGGCACUCCUCAACUGGGUAUGUACGACAUGGUAGGAGAGAGUGGGGCUUCUUUGUACUCACUCGCAGGUGAAGCUGAAGUUAGUGACAUUAAUUCCUAUCCUCGUGGCGGAGCCAGCCUAACCCCUCCUACUCAAGCUGUCUACUCUUAUACCACAGUGAGUGGGCGGGAGGAGACUCCAGAGGUUUUAUACGCUGAGCCUACCAUACCUCGUAACUGGAGUCCCAGCCCGUCUCCGGAAAGACUCCCCCCUCCUGCUCGCCCCCCAAAACCACUCAAAUCGGCCAAAGUUUUAAAUACUAAAAUGGGUUCAAAGCCAAGCAGAGCUGGCACCGUGAAGGAGAGGUCUCCUCCGAUGCAGCAGCCGUCACCUGCUGGACCUCGUAGAGGAACCUCCCCUAAUCUAAUACGUCAUGUGGUACCUGAUGAGGAGAAUCCCUCUCUCAUUUAUGCUAUUCCCACCAAACAAACAAAAACAUCACCCAAGAUCUCACGCAGUUUUCACGAGGCCACACCUCCAAGUGGAGAUGACUCCAAUAUUUACGCCAUCCCUCAUAAACUCACAAAAACCUCGCCUAAAGUUUCUCACACUUUUCACGAGGCCACGCCUCCCAGCGGAGAUUACGAAGAGGAGGAUGAAGAUGACGAUGAUGCUCCUCCUCCUUUACCAGAGAGGAACUACAACUGGUCCGACAUUGAAGAUGAUGAUGAAGACAUACUUGGUUCAGAUGACGAGCUCAGUAGUCAAUCAUCUGAUGCUAUGAUCUCCACAGGCUCCACCCCCUCGCCUGUUGGAAUGUAUGCAACUGUUUCUGAAAUGAAGGGAGCUAAAGCUGCCUCUGCUACCCUAAGUCCCCCUCCAACUGUGUAUCGUUGCUCUAAAGAGAUCGAAGAGAUGGAGGCUAUAUACAUGAACUUUAAUCAGUUGAGACAGCUCUCUAAUAAAUAUCCACAGGAAUCCAUUUAUGACUCACUAGAGAAGGUGACUGCAUCAAUCUCAUCCAACCCAUCAAUUGUAACACACCUACCCACAACUACAAUGAAUACAACUCCCAAGAUGCCCACUUUAUCAAAGAAUGCCCUGAAACUUAUGAAAAGUAUGGAGAAAAAGUCACAAAGAGAAGCAGAGAGACGAAGAAGAAAAGAAGCAAAACGUCGCAAGAAAGAAGAAGAGGAAGCAAGGAAGAACCAGAAAGCGCUGAAGAAAGGAAAGAAAGUGAAGGGCAAGGCACAGAGAAAGCGUUAUUUUGAAUCUCCACUGUCAAGCAUUGUAGAAGAAGACGGAGUACCAAAACUAGUUAAAGAAUGCGCUGCAUUCAUUGAGAAAGAAGGACUCACAGCUGAAGGUAUAUACAGGGUGUCUGGAAAGAAAGAAGACAUUAUGGUAUUUCAGGAAAAAUAUGAUCAAGAUCCAAGUAUUCCUAUUGAGAAUGCCAAUUUAUGCGUUAACACAAUCUCUGGCAUCAUGAAGAACUUCUUCAAGUUGCUGCCCGACCCUCUCAUCCCCGAGUCUGUUCUACCUGACCUGCUGGACAUACCAGGUCGGGACCCACAAGUCCAGAAGCAGCGUAUGCAGGAAGUUCUCUCUAAGCUACCGAAGGACAACAUAGCCACUCUAACGGCUCUUGUUAAACACUUGCAUGUCGUCCAGUUGCAUCAUGACGUGAACAAAAUGACUGCCAGUAAUCUAUCGAUAGUUUUCUGGCCUACGCUCAUGAGGCCUCCACUAAUGGACUUGGCUAAUCCAGAAAAACAGCUUGGGUUUCAGCUAUCAAUGUCUAAAUUGAUCGAAAACCCCGAUUUCGUCCCAGAAAUAAAUUGAUGUUUAUCUGCUUAAAUGUCCCUCCUCUUCCUCUAUGAUUCUAUGAUUGAUAUUAUAUAGUGUUAUUAUCAUUGUUAUUAUUCUUGUUGUUAUUAUUAUGCGAUGCACAUUAAUAGCUG